Messenger RNA from Closterium sp. Yama58-4, 1143 nucleotides. The record is from the annotation of a GenBank genome assembly. NCBI's taxonomy places the organism in Eukaryota, Viridiplantae, Streptophyta, Zygnematophyceae, Desmidiales, Closteriaceae.
AUGGUUGGACAGGAGAGGACGCAGGGCGGCGAGCUUGAUAGCGUGACGUUUUCGCGAGCGAAGGAGCGAGAAAAGGAGGAGAGUCGCGGGAAGAAGCGCAGGGAGAAGGAGGAGAAGCGCGAGAGGGAGCGCCGGGAAAAGGAGGAGCGCCUAGCGGAAAAACGCGCGAAACGGGAGAGGGAGAGUCGAAACGGUGUAGAAGCACACGGGAAUGCGGACCUGUCAGGUUCCGCUGCGGAGCUAGCAUCCAAUGCAGCUGAACCGGUCAAUGGACUUAGGGUUAAAGCGUUGGGUGGGGUUGCGUCUUCUGCGGGCAAGCCGUCUGCUGGGGUUAAAGCAUCUGCCGAGGUUACAGCAUCGGGUGGGGCGGAAGUGUCUAAUGCAGCAGAAGUCAGUUCGAGCGAGGACGAGGAGGAGGUGAAGAGGCAGGCAGCAAUCAGCUCUGUCGUGGUUGAAGGGUCGCAUAUCAUGGGCGCUGCUGCUGCUUUCCGGCACAAGCGCAAGGCAAAGAGGGGACUUCACUCAACCCUGGCGAGCAAGGAGAGGAGGCGGCUGAGGAAGAUGGAAGAGCCGAAAUCUGAGACCGUGGCUUCAGAUCAGCAAAGCUCGAAAGAUGUCACGGCGUCAGAAGAACCGAAAACAGAUGGCAAUCAAGCUCCAGAAGAACCGCCAUUGAAGAAGGUGAAUUUUGACCCCGAAUUGUCUCUCCGUGUCAAGAAGCUGUCAGAGACGGCAGUUCUUCCAAAACGAGGGUCUGCGAGUGCUGCCGGUUACGAUCUUUCAAGCGCACAUGACAUCACCGUGCCUGCAAGGGGUCAGGCCCUCGUCAAGACUGAUCUCGCAAUCGCCAUUCCGCUGGGGACAUACGCUCGAGUGGCUCCUCGCUCUGGACUAGCCCUGAAGCAUUCCAUCAACGUGGGAGGAGGCGUGGUUGACUACGAUUACCGUGGAAACGUCGGAGUGAUUCUUUUCAAUCAUUCUGACAAGGACUUCCCGGUGAAGGUUGGCGACAGAGUUGCACAGCUGAUCCUGGAGCGAAUAGUCACUCCUGAUGUCGUGGAGGUGGAAGAGUUGGAUGAGACCACACGGGGGGCUGGAGGGUUUGGAUCCACAGGUGGCAGUGACGCUUUGAAGCAAACAUAG